Messenger RNA from Clupea harengus (Atlantic herring), 4731 nucleotides. RefSeq names its product kelch domain containing 7A (gene klhdc7a). Lineage: Eukaryota; Metazoa; Chordata; Actinopteri; Clupeiformes; Clupeidae. The record is from RefSeq and is a predicted model, not a curated record. Gene Ontology annotation, molecular function: protein binding.
UGCAGGUUUGGUGCUGCUGUCACUGCUGCUGUUGCUAUCGGCACUAGAGGACAGGGAGUGACUGGGCAUUGGUCAUGCUGAGGGAGUUGACUUUGGCGGCGAGCUGCGUCCAGAGUAAACAGCCCGCGCGGUCCAGCACCAGCGGCUAGUCCAGAAAUGCCCACAGUGGACGUGCCUGGCGCACGAUUGGACAUGCAACUGUUGGGGAAGCUGACGCUGUCCGUGGCCACUGUAUUAUUCAUCUCCUGGGCGUACCGAUUCUACAGUUCCAGGGGUCGGCGCCAGGGUCAGGUUCAGCAGAAUGGAGCUGUCGCCGGCACACCGCCACCACCAUCAUCUUCAUCAUCACCACCACCACCACCACCACCACCAUCAUCGCCAUCACCAUCAUCAUUAAUCAAUAACCAUGCCUCCGGCUCGGCCCCGAAGAGAUGCAGCAGCUGUAGGAUGGAGCUGCGCCCUCGCGGUAAAGUGACACCGGAGACCACUGCAGGAGAUGGCUGCUCGGGGCGCCAGGUGUUGAAAAUCUCUGUGUGCUCAGCGGCCACACCUGAUAGAGGUGACGCACACAGGGGUGAACUCCCCAACAGAGCCCCAGACUUCGCUGCAGUUCAACAGAUCAUGACGACAGCAGCAUCAGUGUCAGAGGAGAGAGGCCGGGGCACCAGAGAGGAGUGCAGCUCAGUUAUGGGCGAAGCAGAAAAGACAGCGGAGGCUAAUAAGCUGGCCACGACCCUGUCACCUCCAUCUGUGGCUAAGAAUGGUUCAGCAAGCCCCACCAGGCGCCUGUCCCCGUGCCCAGCAAGUCCAACUGGACGCCUGUCUCCGUGCCCAGCAAGUCCAACUGGACGCCUGUCUCCCUGCCCAGCAAGUCCAGCUGGACGCCUGUCACCGUGCCCGACCAGCCCCAGCGGGCGUCGGUCCCCGUGCCUGCUGAAGAAGUUGGAUGGCGCUGUGGAAGUAGGCCGGGAGCUCAUACAAGAUCUGAACCACAAGGGCAACUUCUCCAGUUUCCAGUCCAAGGCGGAGGUCAAAGUGGAGGAGGCCAACCUUGUGCUGGAGGGCCCACGAGAGGGGAACGUUGUGCGCGGAAAGAUCUACGAUUAUUAUGUUGAGUCCUCAUCCCAUUCGAUUUCGGAUAUAAACUCCCCCCGCAGCCCCACAAGUAUCCAUUAUGAUAGCGGGGCUAGGCUGCAGCCACAUCCAAUAACGCUAGUCACUCGACAUAGCAACAGCAGCAACAGUAAUGAAUUUCCUCGCACGCCGAGCCCCAUCAGUCCCCCUAUGAUCAUACGAGAUCUGGUGUUCACCCAGGGGUCGGUGGAUGCUGGCCAGUCUCCCAGCAGCCCCAGACCGUCUCCCCACAGCCAGCCUCAGAGGGGGCUAAUACGGAAGGACAGCUACCUGAUGGCAGCUGCUAACCUCGAGCUCCAGUCUCCCUGCCUGACAGUGAAAGCCUCUGAUCCGCCACACAGCCACUCUCCAGCUCCGCUAUCUGCAGACAUCCCUUCCAGCUCCAUCAGCCUGACGGCACCUGACAAAGACACCUUGGGCCCCGGAGAGUUUGCGGACGAGCCGAGCUUGGAGACGGUUGCUGGGGCCAAAUUUGUACACAUCCCCCUGGAGAGCCUGGCCAGUGCAGAUUGGGAAAGUCUGACGGGGAAACUCGAUUUAGGCAACUGCUUGGAGGCCCUCAGCCUGGCCAAGAAGCACGGCCACUCGGCUCUACAGCAGGCGUCUCUCCGAGUCAUGUCUGACAACUACCUCCAGGUCCUCAGGGACCCAGGCCUGUAUGGUAGGCUGAGAGCCGGGGACCGGGAACAGAUCCAGCGACUGCGGAUAAGAGGCAGGCGAUGUCUCAUGGUGGCCGACAUGGAGUCGCCCGACUGGUCCAGACGGUCCUCGACACAGACAAAGGAGAGUCCCCAGAUGUCUGGCAGGCUGUAUUACUACGAUGACUACAAAGACACCUGGCACCACCAGUGCGACAUCCCACCAGAGGUCGUCUCUGUCGGAUCAGCCAUGUGCACCAUGGACAACUAUCUGUUCGUGGCGGUCGGCUGCCAGGGUUCCGACCGCGCCAUGGUGCCUUCCAGGAAAGUGUUCUGCUUCAACCCCGUGACCUCCAUUUGGAGUGAAAUAUGUCCUAUGAACGAGGCCAGGCCCCACUGCAAGCUGGUUGCUCUUCAAGGCCACGUCUACGCCAUUGGGGGCGAGUGCCUGUCGACUGUGGAGCGCUACGAUCCGCGUGCCGACAGAUGGUCGUUCGUCGCUCCGCUGCCCAAUGACACAUUCGCUGUCGCUCACCACGCCACAGCGUGCAACGGCGAGCUUUUCGUGUCAGGGGGCACAUUGAGGUAUACCCUCCUGCGCUACAACCCCAAGUCAAACAUUUGGAGGAAGGGCCUGAUCAUGGGCAACAAAGAAAGGACCACCGAGAUGGUGGCAGUGAGGAGCUUCCUGUACCGCUUUGACGUGAACCCUACAUUCGGCAUCAACGUGUACCGCUACCACGCCGUGGCCCGGCUGUGGUACGAGUGCUGCACUAAGCGUUUUCCACACUGCCCUGCCUUCCAGUGCGUCACCAUGGGUGACGUAAUCUACUGUGUGAGCCGGCAGUUCACCAUGAGGUUCCUGGCCGACGAGGUCUCACCCAGCUUCGUCGCCGAAGACCUAAGCGUCCCCACAAACGCCAAAGGCAUCCUGUUCCCCUUCGUCCUGGCUCUACCCGAUAAGCACACCCUUCAGACCAGCGUUUGAUUCACAGCAGCAACGCUCACCCAUACAGGGACCAACACACUUGAAAACUUUGUUUCUUUCUGUGUGCAAAGACGCAUUAGGCCAAGUGGGAAUGCAUUAUGUCGGGGUAGGAGCAUUGCUGAAGGUAAUUAUAGAGCAACCUUGUCAGAUUCUUGCAGUACACUGUGCCAGGAGAAAAUUGACCCCGUAUCAAGGAGAGCGAUUUGUUUAUCGGACUUUCUAUUCACACAGCGAUUUACGGCAGCCUCUAAAUCUUCCUAAUAUCGGGUUCCUCUUUCAGUGGUAACUUACAAAUACUUUGGAGCUCUAAUGCAAACAUAACAAUUAAUCAGACUGCUAGGCAAAUAUAUGGUGCAAAUAUAAACACAAGGGCAGUAAAGAUGCCAUACCAUCAGGGGUUAUUAGCACAGUUAUCCAUUUAAGCUCAUAAAUGUCCUCUAAAAUCUCUCUCAUUUUCACUCUCUCAUAGUGUACACUAUACUUUAGCGUUCACUUUGCUAAAAGCAAAAAUAAUAAUAAUUAGUCUGUAAAUGAAUUAGAGAUGUGGAAAUGUAUCCACAUCUGUACAGAAAUACAAUAACAUUAUCUUUUGCAAUGCUUGCAGGCAAAUCCUGACUGUUGUGAUUCAACCUCUGAUCUACUUUCUGACUUUACAAGCACUAAAUCACUUGCUAAGGCUCUUGCUAACUUGUUGCUGUUGAAAAGGUGAGAGUGCUAAUCAAAUGGCUGUUCCCUACAGCAGCUCUUUUACCCUUUACAUUCUGGACAUGUGUGUAACUCUCCAGCCAUUAACAGCCAGGCACUCUGAAAUAUUGAUGUCUUUUUCUUCCAUACAUCCCAGUUGUUUCCAUUUCUUAUGUAUAGACCCUACACAAAAGCCCUGUCAGAGAAACAAAGAUAUCCUAUGCAUGCUGUAAUUAUAUUACUUGUGACUGAAGGAGAGGAAUGAAUGUUUGUCAUUGCCUGGACACUUGUGCAUUUUUGCUGUGCAUGUACACUAUCCAUUUUGAUCAUUUCGAUUAUUUAUUUAUUUGUUGUUAGUUUAAAGUACAUACUUCUCACAAAAGCAAACUGAGACCAGAAAAGGACUAUCCGUUUAUAAUUAGAUUUUGUAUGAAUGUAGCUCUGCAUUUAUUGAAUAUGCAGUUUAUCAUUUCACUGGUUUGAUGAAUAUCUGACCUUUAAACAUGUUAUUGACUGCUACACUACACGGAAGAGAAAAACAAUCAGCAAAAACUGAUAUAAACUGCUGCCAGGUGUACAGAUAUCACCGGCCUCUGACGUCGACUCCAGAGAGAUGUGUUGCUUUGGUGCCCUCAUGUGGCUGUCUAUGGACUAGGCUAGGGUGAUAUGGUGACAGAACUGUUGCUGCAGUUGGUGAGAACAACAAGAACACAGAGAGAGUGAGGCAGAGACAGGAAGAUAUACAAAGAUAGACAGAGAGAGGAAGAGAUUUGGACAGAAAGAGAGAGACAGGGAGAAAAGGUGAGAGAGGUAGAGAGAGGGGGGGAAGGAAAAGAGAGUAAGACAGGGAGAAAAAGAGAUACAGAGGGGAUGGAGAGGAGAACGUGGAGGAAGAGUGGGAGAGAAAUAGAGGAAGACUAAUCACAGUGUUUGAAUGGUAUAAUGACCAGCAGGGACACAUGCAGAGAGCCUCACCAGUGAUGCCAAACAGUGGGGAAGUCUGCCACAGAUGGCUGACCAUCAAACUCCAGCGUCUUUGAUUCUUCCUAAUUAAACACUUUCAUUCCCUGUAAUUAAACACCUAAUAGGAUGGGAGCUGGAUGGUUCCCCUCAGACUUUUGACCAUAAAAUGACUAACGGUUUCUGAUAGGUAUCAGAGCUGUUGUCAAACAGCCUCGCCUCUCUCUCUCAGAGGGCACCAUUGUGUGGUAAUGGAUGUGGCAAUGAAACAUUCGGCAGGGGAAAAUAAAUGCUACGAGUAAUUGCACAAUAAAUCUGAAUAUUCCA